Entamoeba invadens IP1 is the source of this 370-nucleotide messenger RNA. RefSeq lists its product as hypothetical. The annotation marks the transcript as partial. The transcript has a single exon. Lineage: Eukaryota; Evosea; Mastigamoebida; Endamoebidae. The record is from RefSeq and is a predicted model, not a curated record.
AUGAAGGCGUUUGGGUAUAUUUUUCACAAUGUAAAUUUAACAUCAAAAGACAAUGACUUGUAUGGUACAAAAAUUGAUUUUUCAGCAAUUAAGACUAUUUACAACGAAGAUAAAAAUAUAACAAUCAAGAACACACCGAAUACUAAAAACUAUAAUUUUGGAUUCAGUAGUGAUAUUACUAAAUUUGUUAUUCCAUCACAAAUUGAAGUUCUUAAUAACUGUGAUUAUAUAAAAGAAUAUAUCAAAGAAGUUGAUAUUUCAUUGGUCAUCGAAAGAGUCACCAAAAAGUGUUUUAGUAAUGUUAAAUUACUCCAAAGUGUCACAUUUUCAGAUAGCUUAAAAAUUAUAAAAGAUGAAGUCUUUUACAAUU